Asterias rubens (European starfish) is the source of this 1374-nucleotide messenger RNA. Its product is annotated as mediator of RNA polymerase II transcription subunit 28-like. Gene Ontology annotation, cellular component: mediator complex. NCBI's taxonomy places the organism in Eukaryota, Metazoa, Echinodermata, Asteroidea, Forcipulatida, Asteriidae. The transcript is spliced from 4 exons. The record is from RefSeq and is a predicted model, not a curated record. Bases 162 to 716 code for a protein of 184 amino acids.
AUCCUUUUAAAUUAGAAAUGGAAACAGCGCCACCAAUCGACAGAAUCGUUUUAUUAGAUAGAACAACAAGCAAGAGCAGAGAAAACAAGCAAGCAAUCAAGCUUUAAAAAGCAGUGUUUAAUCUCGUUUCUGAUGAGCUGCUGGCUGUUCUAAGUACAAAAAUGGCCACUCCUGCAUCAAAUGAGAAGAAUUUAGUCGAUGAAUUGGAGUCUACAUUUCAAGGUUGUUUCUCGGCAUUGGUUGCUCAGGAUCACCUCAAUGCUGUGGAUCAACAGGAAAUCAGAACAGGUGUUGAGCACUCCAUUCAGCGAUUCUUGGACACGGCGAAGGAAUUGGAGAAUUAUUUCCUGCAGCGGCAGCAGAUGUUAGCAGUCACAAGGCCGGAACUUCCCAUCAAAGAGGAAAUUGACGAGCUGAAGGGUGAACUACAGCGCAGGGAACUCCUCGUCGAGCAACACAAGACCAACGUUCAGAAAUGGCUCAACAUGCUUCAGCACUCGGACAACGUCCCGUCUGUUGCAUCGCAGCAUCAGCAGCAAGGACAGCAGCAGCAAGGACAGCAGCAGCAGCAGUCACAGCAACAAUCCCCCAGACAGAUGGGACCCAGGGGUAUGGGUGCCGGGUAUACUAGCCACCCACCUGCACCCCUGAGUGGUCCCCUGGCGCAUUUGGAACAUGCCGCAUCGAGUAUCGGGGGUAGUUUUGAGCGGAGGUGAGGAGGAACAAGCGGCAUGGCUGAACUAUAAUUGCAGGCCUUUGACCUCGAUAUUGAAGGGACAUCGUAAUUUUCCUAUGAGGAAAUGUCAAUUUGUAUUGGAACUUUACAAAUGGCACCACAGCAAAAGCACAGGGCACCACUGCAAUUGCUGUGGAUGCCCUGGGUUAUUUUGGGGCCUGCUAUCGGAUACAUCGUCAGAACAUCUAAGAAUCAGAGUAUCUCUACACGGCCCAAACCUCAGCCAGAUCAGGGGGUUGGAAGUAGUUUCAAUCUUAACCAUGUAAAACCCUCUUGCAGCUGUGCUUGACUCUUAGUAAAAAGAGAACUGAACAGCCCAUUUCUGGGCAAGGCAUACCAUAGUAUCAAUGCCCGGUUACAGACAGUACAACAGGGUUGGCCUAAACUUUUUCAGUGAUUGGUCAGUGGGACCAGUUAGUAAAAAAUCGGAGGCCAAUUUCAAUUAGCUGCUUUAACCAAAAAUGAUUCUCUGCUUUACCUAAAAUUUACCUAGGGCACAAGCUGUUUUUUUAACAGGACAAAAAGAAAGUUAUGCAGCCAGCUUGCGGGUUUACCAUAAUUUAACAGUUUACAAAAUUCUUCUGUUAACUUUCAAGGCUCAAACAUGUCAAUCUCCUGCUUAUUUAUCUGAACUUGUU